This is a messenger RNA of Harpia harpyja (harpy eagle), 7332 nucleotides long. It is a transcript of the gene CIAPIN1, whose product is annotated as cytokine induced apoptosis inhibitor 1. The transcript has 10 exons. The record is from RefSeq and is a predicted model, not a curated record. Gene Ontology annotation, molecular function: iron-sulfur cluster binding. Gene Ontology annotation, biological process: iron-sulfur cluster assembly; virion assembly. Bases 30 to 1064 code for a protein of 344 amino acids. Lineage: Eukaryota; Metazoa; Chordata; Aves; Accipitriformes; Accipitridae. Gene Ontology annotation, cellular component: cytoplasm.
GCCGCCAUCUUGGAAGCGGGCAGAGGGCGAUGACGUCGCGGGCGCGGGACGCGGCGGUGACGGCGUCAGAGCGAGACGAGACGGGGCGAGACGAGCCGGGCGAGCUCGGAGGUGAGCGGUUUGCUGCUGCUGUGGGAAUGGGGGAGUACGGAGUGGCACCAGGCCAGCGCGUGGCCAUCAUCUGGGACAGCUCCUCGCCGGUUGAAGCCCUGAAGGAUUUGGUGGAUAAAAUCCAGGCACUGGUGGGAGCCAAUAAUCGUGUGUCUGUGGAAAACAUUAACCAGCUGUCUCAGUCAGCUCACAGGGAGUCCAGUUUUGAUGUAGUUCUCUCUGGUGUGGUACCAGGCAGUACAGCACAGCACAGUGCGGAGGUACUGGCAGAAAUAGCUCGGAUACUUAAGCCGGGGGGCCGUGUCCUCCUGAAAGAACCAGUGGUUACAGAAUCAGGAAACAACAGCAGAAUCAAGACAGCAGCCAAACUCCCCACAGCUCUGACUCUCUCUGGGUUGGUGGAAGUGAAGGAGCUGCAAAAGGAAGCGUUGACCCCAGAGGAGGCCCAGUCGGUCCAAGAGCAUUUGGGUUACCAAGGCAAUGACCUUCUCAUUGUUCAGAUAGAAGGCAGGAAGCCCAAUUUCGAAGUGGGUUCCUCAAGUCAGCUCAAACUUUCCUUUGCCAAGAAACCUGGUCCUUCAGGAAAACCCCCCGUGGACCCAGCCACUGCCAAGCUGUGGACGCUCUCUGCCAAUGAUAUGAAUGAUGAAGAGAUGGAUCUUCUGGACUCUGAUGAGCUGUUGGAUUCAGAAGAUUUGAAAAAACCAGAUCCGUCAUCCCUUAGAGCUCCAUCCUGCAAAGAAAUGGGCAAAAAGAAAGCCUGCAAGAACUGCACAUGUGGCCUGGCUGAAGAGCUGGAACAGGAGAAGAAGAGCUCGCAGCCCAAAUCUGCCUGUGGAAAUUGCUAUCUGGGGGAUGCGUUCCGCUGUGCCAGCUGUCCUUAUCUGGGGAUGCCUGCCUUCAAGCCUGGGGAGAAGAUUCUCCUGAAAGAGAACCAGCUGCAUGAUGCCUAACAAAGGCAUCUCUGGCUGUCCUGUGAAGGACUCCUCUGCUUUUCCAUCAGUCUGAGGUUCUUGCAGUUCUCCUUAUCCUCUCAAACUCAUGCUCUCCAGCCAAUACUCCUUGUGGGGAGGGACGCUGGGGGCACUGACACUGCUGUGAACUCAUCACUUGUAAUCAACCUUGGGCUACCUGAUAAUCUUUGGUGACAAGUGGUCUCAUAUGUAUUAGCCUUCAUGUUAUGCCUUGUUUUAGCUGGCUUGACUUGAUACUGGGACACUGGCCAUCACAGCAUGUCCCACCAGCAGAGGGAAGUAGAAUCAGGUGUCAGGUUAACCUCGUUUGUGUGUGGCAGGACCCAUACUUCCCCAUGCCCCUGUCGUACAGCUCUAAUUUGCCCUGAUUUUUCCCUGAUGAAUCAGCAGCUCUGGCUCAGCUCAGGGUGACACUGGGCUCCUGCUGUCUUUGAAAUUUGAACCUUCAGUUCCUUACCACGUGAAGGUGGCUCAGUAGCUCCUGUUGCAAGUCAGGAGCAGCGAGUACACUUAGCCGUAUGUAUAUGUACUCUUAGAAGCGUAUGUGAACUCCUUGGUAAAGUCUGGCAGGCAUGAUGAAUUUCCAAGCGUUUUGGGAGCCUCCCCAUGAUAUCCCCUUCCCCCACCUAUUUCCAUAAAAAUGACAAAGAUUCAGUCCCACUGAGAAAACUCCCGCCCUUAAGGCAGAGAGCAGAUUAAACAAGAUGUGUCUUGUCCUCCCACACCUUUCUGUCCAACAUCAACUGAUAACACAAGGGCAAUCUGAGACUGUUGCCUCUCUUGGUGGUUACCAGGUUAGUUACCUGCAGUGUCCAGUAAGUAAGAACAUAGCAAUAACUUAAUUUCUAGAUGAUCUGUGGUCACCGUCCGCUCCACAAGGUACUGACUACUCUUUAUUUAUUUGCAUAAUUACUGCUAGUGAAGUAUCCGCACAGGUGCGGUUUGUUCUGUGCCAGGCUUGCUUCUCACCCAGGGAGGAAGAGGAGGAAAACCCAAAGCCGGUGUCUCAGUGGGGUUUGCUUUGGAGCUCAUGCUCUACAGGAUGUGACUGCUUGUUGUUGUGCUACCUGAGUUACACACUAAACUCAUGGAGGGAGCUGGGAUGAAAGGCUGUUCUGUCCUUGAAAUAAAAAUGACAAAGCGUUUGUUUUAAGACUGGUAUUAGUGGCGUUCUAAGCGCGUCUUUCCUUUUACUCAGCCUCUCAGUGAUUUCUGGAACCAUUUAAAUGUUGGGUUGCAUGUUGGAGUUCUCCAUAAAUUAUUCCACUGAAAACAUGACUCAAAUACGUGAUGCCCAGUGGAAAGAACAGAAUCAAGCUGCCUAGAUUAACUUUUUUAUUUGGUCUAGAUUUCAGAAAGAGGCUUUCUCCUGGUUAAGUAAGGAGACUAAGGUUUGCGGGGAGAGAAGGGAGGGAGUCCUCCAGGUGUGCAGAGCACCCUGUGUGGAUCAAGGGGCAGGUGCUGGAGUGUGACCUGUGUACUACUUGGUACUUACCUGGGAGCCAGAGGGGAAUAUGAGGGACUGGUGGCAACAGCAACGGAGACCUCCAAGAGCUUGUGUGUAGAGGGGUGGCUGCCCUCCAGCAAGAGCACGGCUUUCGCAGACCCCUUCCUCACCCUUAUCCCAAGUCACUGCCUCUGUCGUCAGUGAGAACAGCUCCCAAGGAGACGACACAAGUCUUGUGAUAAACCUCCUGUCCAGCAAACCUGUUGGCACUCCCAUCUUGUGAUCUAAAGAAAUGGGUAAAAGCCUCUGCACACCUAUGACCUUUUUCGGUUUUAUUGCCUUUUUUCAGCCUCACUGGUAGCGGAAAAUUGGAUAUCUGCACGUCUCCAUGUGAAAGGUUCCUGAUAAAGGCAGCCCUUAACCUGAACUCUGCUUUCCUGUCAGAAGUAAAUAAGAUAAGAGAGGGAGGAGGCAGCAGAAGCUUUUGUUUUACAGUGAUUCACUCAACUGGAAUUUAAACAAGCUGGAAGCACUUUCAGAUACUGCUGAGUUCAGUUAAUGAUGGUUAAGGCUGUGUAAUCUCGUUCUCUUUAAGCAAUGGAGCAUAAACUGGGUGGGAAUAUGCUCCUAUCAGGCUGCUUUUGAGGAGUAUUUAACCUUUUAGCCCCCUUCCCUUGUCUGCUGCAGUCUCCAGCUACGCUGCCUACCCUCCCUUCCUCCUUCUACCCCUAGUCCUUGUGCCUGGCUGCCCACCCUGCACGUGGGAGGGUGGCACUUGUCCCUAGGGGGUGAGCAAGCUGAGGCUGUGCCUAGAAUAGAAUAGAAUAUUUCAGCUGGAAGGGACCUACAACGAUUAUCUAGUCCAACUGCCUGACCAUUUCAGGGCUGACUAAAAGCUAAAGCAUGUUAAGGGCAUUGGCCAUAUGCCUCUUGAACACUGACAGGCUUGGGACAUCGACCACCUCUCCAGGGAGCCUAUUCCAGGGUUUGACCACCCUCCUGGUAAAGAAAUGCUUCCUAAUGUUCAGUCUAAACCUCCCCUAGAGCAGCUUUGAACCAUUCCCAGGUGUCAAAUUGUUAUCAAUUAACAUGUAUAAUAUGAUUGAAAUAAUCAGGGAGCUGCUAAAGUCCUGUGUACAGCCCCCAUCAGUUAAUAUUUAAAAUAGGGAAACAGUAACUAGACAUGAUUGAGGGUUUAGAAACUAACUACUAGACAAUGGUGAUGUUAGGAAUAGAGGAUCCUGUUUGUUUAGAAUAGAAAAUGCUGUUUUAAAUUAAGUUAGUUAAUAAUUUUCAACUUCAAACAACUUUAAUACUACCUAGAGGAUUAGCCGAAGUUAUCCUGUACUUUUUUAUACUUUCCUGAUUGAUGAUACAUUCCUCUUGGCAGGAAAACGGACCACUGACCUAGUCAAGAGCGACUUAGCAGUCAAAGUGAGGAGGGGAUACCUCCCCAAACGACCACCGAAGACCACCUGAGACCCCUGCACAUGUGGAGAAAGCAUUUGUGUGUCACGAUUAUGUAAUCUUAUGCAUAAGCAUUAGAUAGUCUGAAUAUGUACUAGGUAGGAGUAGUUUAAUGAAUCGUAUGUAAUUGUUACUGUAUAAAAGAGGCACACCUGAUGAAUCGGGUGUGCUUGAUUUGUGGAGAAUCCACUGAGCACCCAGGCCUGAAUAAAAAGCAGUAUCUCUCCUGAGUGUGUGAGAUUGGUCUAUUGCACACCGGGUAGGCAAUCUGCUUUUAGGACAACAGCUUUUGGUGACCCAGAUGGGACAGCUGUGACGCCUUGCCCGGAUCAACUUGCCAGCCACUGGUGGGGAGAUGCUGCUCUUUGGACUCCAGCACACACCGAUCUUUUGAUCGGGGAUUCCAAGAGUAUUCUCCCCAGCUGGAGCAGGUAAGUGACACAAUGGUGCAACACCAACUGAAAGAGAUAUUGCUAGUUUGAUGUAUAAUUGGUGUGAUUGGUAUAUCGUAUGCAUUUGACAGUGACAACUGCAGUAUAUGAUAUUACAGUAUUUACAUGUAUAGGAAAAGGUAAUCAUAUACGUUUGACAAUGAUGACUGGAGUAUAUGAAAUCUUGGUUGAGAACGUUCUUUCUGGAGAGAAAUAUGGGUGCCCAGCAGCCAGCAGAAACUCCUUGUUCCCCAUUAGGUUGUAUUUUAAAACAUUGGGGCAAGUUUGGAGGGGAUCCCCUAACAAAAAAGAAGCUGACAGAGUACUGUACUCAGUGCUGGCCAAAAUAUAAAUUGGAUGAUGGGGAAAAAGGGCCAGAAAAGGGAUCAUUGAACUAUAAUACAAUUUUACAAUUAAUGUUGUUUUGCAGAAGAUUGGAUAAAUGGGAUGAGGUGCCAUAUGUUGAUCUGUUCUUCUCGUUAAGGAACAAUCAUGAAAUAUGGAAAAAAUGUAAUUUGUUAACUUCUGACUCAAAUGUAAUGAUGAUAAUGGAAGAUAUUAAGAAGGCACCAAUGUGUUGUUCUGCUUGUAGUAUUGGGAAAAAGUGCCUAAAACUGGAAGAGGAGGAGGAGGAUAUCCAGACGUUAGUAGCUCCAGAUAAGGAAAGUGUUACUAGUGGGGGAGGAGAUAGUGAAAGGGGUAGUGAAGCUUUGAGUCCAAUAGCAGGUAGAACUCGAGCACAACAGCAUCCUGUAGUUCAGACCCCCCUUCGCCAAGCAGACGGUAUGCCGGUAUAUGUAAAAGUACCAUUUACACCAGAAGAAAAAAGAAUGGUUAUAGAAAAGGCAAGGGAGGAGAAUGAACAGCAGAAUGCCAGAGAUGGCCCUGACAGGCUUAUGCCAAUUCAGGAGCCUAAUUGGAACCUGAAUUUGAGUACAGGGAGGUUGAUGAUUAAUAACCAACACCACCAGCUAAUUUUGUAUGGAAUAAAGAAUGAGGUAUCUAGACCAAAGAACCUUGCUAAAUUAUAUCAAGUGGUACAAGGUAAAACAGAAGAUCCAUCUGCUUUUUAUGAACGAUUAUGCGAGGUGGCCAGAAAAUUGACAGAUUUAGACUCUGAAGAUGAAGCCAAUAAAAUUACUUUUACCAUGCUCUUUGUAGGACAAUCAGCACCUGGUAUAAGAAGGAAAUUACAGAAGGUGGAUGGAAUGUCUAAGAUGACAAUAUCCCAGCUGAUUGAAAUUGCCUAUAAGGUAUACAAUAACAGAGACGAGGCUGAGAAAAAAGAAAAUUAAAAGAAAAAAUUAAAGGAUAGAAAGCAAAAAGCAGCAAUAUUGGCUGCUGCUUUUGUAAAGGCUCAGACCUCAUCCAGAGGUCAAGGUUUUAGAAGGGGAUGAGGACAAGGGAAGAGCCGAGGAAUGAGAAGAAAUCUGGAAAUUAGGACCCCCCUAAAUAAAGACCAGUGUGCUAUUUGUAGAGAAAAAGGACAUUGGAAGAAUGAAUGCCCAAAAAGACAGUCUAAUCAGACUUUCAACUCCUGUAGUGAUAACUAUACUGGGGGAAUUAAUUGGAGUCGUUUAUGUAGACUCCGAUUGACAGGGACUGGGGGUCAAAAAGAUAGAGUCCCCAGCCGAACCCCUUGUUGAAAUGAAAAUGGGGAAUGAUGUAGUUAAGUUCUUAGUUGACACAGGAGCAACUUAUUCCAUACUAAAUAGUUGUAAAGGACCUAUAAGUAAAUAUUCCAUGGCUGCUGUUGUGCAACAGGAAAACGAGAGGUUAGACCCCUUUUUCCAUCCGAUUGAGUGUAAAAUUGGUAACAAGAUGUUUGUACAUGAGUUUUUAUACAUGCCAGAAUGCCCGUUACCUCUGAUGGGAAGGGACUUGUUGAAUAAAUUAGGGGCACAAAUAACUUUUGAUGCAAAUAAAAUAAGAGUCCAUAUUCCGCAAAAUAUGCCUGGGAAGCACAGAUAUAUGUGUUACAGGCACUACUUGGAACAGCAGAAGACAAAGAAAAGGAAGUCAACUCCGUUGCAGAAACAGAAGAUGCUGUAACUCACUUCGUAUGAACAACUGAGAAACCUGGGUGAGCUAAAUCAGCUGAACCGGUAAAAAUAGAAUUGAAGACAAGACCUAAGCCAGUAAGAUGAAAACAGUAUCCUAUAAAAUUGGAAGCCCAUGUUGGAUUGGAACCUAUCAUAAACAACUUCCUCCAGUACGGACUAUUGCGGGAAUGCCAGUCAUAAUAUAACACUCCAAUUCUACCCAUUAAAAAGCCACAUUCACAGGAGUAUAGAUUGGUACAAGAUCUAAGAGCUAUCAACCAAAUAGUAGUGGAUGUCCAUCCAGUGGUACCUAAUCCCCACACCUCGCUGACUACUAUCAUUGAUUCUAAUGUUUGUUUUACAGUACUGGACUUGAAGGAUGCUUUCUUCUGCAUUCUUAUAGAGCAAAGUCAGAAGCUGUUUGCUUUUGAAUGGGAAAGUCCCAUGACAGGAUGGAAAAUGCAGUUAUGCUGGACAGUGCUUCCCUAAGGAUUCAAGAAUAGCCCCACGAUUUUUGGUAACGUACUUGAGACAGAACCGGAGCAGUGGCAAGGAAAACGGACCACUGACCUAGCCAAGAGCGACUUAGCAGUCAAAGUGAGGAGGGGAUACCUCCCCAAACGACCACCGAAGACCACCUGAGACCCCUGCACAUGUGGAGAAAGCAUUUGUGUGUCACGAUUAUGUAAUCUUAUGCAUAAGCAUUAGAUAGUCUGAAUAUGUACUAGGUAGGAGUAGUUUAAUGAAUCGUAUGUAAUUGUUACUGUAUAAAAGAGGCACACCUGAUGAAUCGGGUGUGCUUGAUUUGUGGAGAAUCCACUGAGCACCCAGGCCUGAAUAAAAAGCAGUAUCUCUCCUGA